Molecule: messenger RNA, 2216 nt
Organism: Oryza brachyantha (malo sina)
Lineage: Eukaryota; Viridiplantae; Streptophyta; Magnoliopsida; Poales; Poaceae
Product: pectinesterase-like
Exons: 2
Coding region: 98-1828 (576 amino acids)
Biological process (GO): cell wall modification
Molecular function (GO): pectinesterase inhibitor activity; pectinesterase activity
Source: RefSeq, a predicted model, not a curated record
CACACACCACCACUGUCCUUGUCACGUUCGCUACGGCCGGCCGCGCCAUCCCGUCCCAUCCGCCGUGAUCCCACCACACAGGUCGCUGCCAGUGCCAAUGCCACCUCCGGCUCCAAGAACCAACCACCGCCCGCUUCUCCUCGCCGCCACCUUCCUCUUCUCCCUUCUCCUGCUGCUGCGGCUCAGCUUCCUCUCCGCGCACAAGGCAUCCACCGGUCACCGCGCGCGCGUGCUUCUUGCGGACGGCGGCGAUGCCGAGCACGCGCCCGCCGUGGACCGGCAUUGCGCCGGCACGCUGCACCGGGACGUCUGCGUGUCGACGCUGGCCACCAUCCCGAACCUCGCGCAGAAGCCGCUCCGGGACGUGAUCUCCGAGGUGGUGGGGCGCGCCGCGUCGGCGGUGCGCGCGUCGUCGGCGAACUGCUCGUCUUACCUCCAGCGGUCGCAGCAGCUGCGCGUGCGCGACCGCCUCGCGCUGUCCGACUGCCUCGAGCUGUUCGGGCACACGCUGGACCAGCUCGGGACGGCGGCCGCGGAGCUCUCCGCCGGGAACCGCUCCGCGGAGGAGUCCAUCGCCGGCGUGCAGACCGUGCUGUCGGCGGCAAUGACGAACCAGUACACCUGCCUGGAGGGUUUCGCGGGGCCGUCCGCCUCGGAGGACGGCCGCGUCCGGCCGUACAUCCAGGGCCGCAUCUACCACGUCGCCCACCUGGUCUCCAACUCGCUCGCCAUGGUGCGGCGCCUCCCGCAGCAGCGGCGUGGGCGCGGUCGUGGCCUCCGCUCGAAGGAGCCGCUGGAAGGAUACGGCCGGGUGCGGCGCGGGUUCCCGUCGUGGGUGUCAGGCUCGGACCGGAGGCGGCUGCAGCAGCAGGUGGCGCCGGCGGCGAACGUGGUGGUGGCGAAGGACGGGAGCGGGAACUUCACGACGGUGAGCGAGGCGGUGGCGGCGGCGCCGAACAACAGCGAGACGCGGUACGUGAUAUACAUAAAGGCCGGAGGGUACUUCGAGAACGUGGAGGUCGGGAGCGAGAAGACCAACAUCAUGUUCGUCGGCGACGGCAUGUGGAGGACCGUCAUCAAGGCCAGCCGCAACGUCGUCGACAACUCCACCACCUUCCGCUCCGCCACGCUCGCGGUGGUGGGCACUGGAUUUCUAGCGCGGGACAUAACGGUGGAGAACGCGGCGGGGCCGAGCAAGCACCAGGCGGUGGCGCUGCGGGUGAACGCCGACCUGUCGGCCUUCUACCGGUGCAGCUUCGCGGGGUACCAGGACACCCUCUACGCGCACUCGCUGCGGCAGUUCUACCGCGACUGCGACAUCUACGGCACGGUGGACUUCAUCUUCGGCGACGCCGCCGUGGUGCUCCAGAACUGCAACCUCUACGCGCGCCGCCCGGACCCCAACCAGAAGAACGUGUUCACGGCGCAGGGCCGGGAGGACCCCAACCAGAACACCGGCAUCGCCGUCCAGGGCUGCAAGGUCGCCGCCGCCGCCGACCUCCUCCCCGUGCAGGCCAACUUCUCCUCUUACCUCGGCCGGCCGUGGAAGACGUACUCGCGGACGGUGUUCAUGCUGUCCAAGAUCGAGAGCCUGAUUCACCCCAGGGGCUGGCUCGAGUGGAACGGCAGCUUCGCGCUCGACACGCUCUACUACGCGGAGUACAUGAACCGUGGCCCCGGCGCCGACACGUCGGCGAGGGUCUCGUGGCCGGGCUACCACGUCCUCACCAACGCCUCCGACGCCGCCAACUUCACCGUGCUCAGCUUCGUGCAGGGUGACCUCUGGCUCAACUCCAGCUCCUUCCCCUACAUCUUGGGGUUGAGCUGAAAGUGGGCUUCUUACUGGGGAUCCGGAGAUUUUUGGGGUCAAUAGUUCAUACUGGAAUAAGAUAAGUUCAGCUCAGGUUUGAAAUAAUUUUUUACUAAACCUGGAGCUACCACCACCACAAGUGUUUUAUUACCAGGGUUGAAAGCCUACAAUGGCCGAAGGCUAAUCAUUGGGAGGGGAUAGGUUCAUUGCUUCUGAGAUCUUACUCAUCUCUGAUGUACAACAAGGCACAGUUGCUGGGGCUGAAUUAGAGCAAGUAUAAUAGCAGGCUAUAAACCAGCUAAAUGUUGAUAUGGAAGAGAGAAGGGAGUAGAGAGAGAAUAAACUAGCUAUAAGCUUAUAGCCAGCUCAGACACAAAAACCAAGACACACCAUGUGAGAGAGACAU